Molecule: messenger RNA, 3381 nt
Organism: Nymphaea colorata (pocket water lily)
Lineage: Eukaryota; Viridiplantae; Streptophyta; Magnoliopsida; Nymphaeales; Nymphaeaceae
Product: homeobox-leucine zipper protein ROC3-like
Exons: 12
Coding region: 344-2716 (790 amino acids)
Biological process (GO): regulation of DNA-templated transcription
Molecular function (GO): DNA binding; lipid binding; DNA-binding transcription factor activity, RNA polymerase II-specific
Source: RefSeq, a predicted model, not a curated record
AGAAAGGGAGAGGAAGAGAGAGGGAGGGAGGGAAAGGGAGAGAGCGUUUGGAGUUUGUGUUGCAGCAUUUUGAUCCACUCUCGUCGCCAUCAACAGCCAGGAAAAGGUGCUCAUUGCACUGUGAGAACGAGAGUUUGGGGUUUAUAAAGAAGGAGGUUGAGCUGCGUAUUGCUUCACACCGCCACACUGACAAAGAAGAAAGGUAGCUCGAUCUUCACCAACGACACCCUUUUCUUUUUCCUGUUCUCGGGGUCACUUCUUCGGCCAUCUUCAAGCGAUCUUGGUACUGUCAACUGCUAGGGCUGAGAUUCAGAUGAGAAGAAUAUAGCUAUCGUCUGCAGCAAUGUAUGGGGAUUGCCAAGUUUUGUCUUCAAUGGGUGGAACUGGAGCUGGGGAGCCUCUAUUUUCUAUGCCUACUACAAUGUUUGGAAGUGCCAAUCUAAACUUCCUUGCAAAUAUGCCUUUCCAACCUCAAGCCAUGUUCUCUACUCUCCUUCCGAAGGAAGAGAUGGCUGGUUCCUUGAAAAGCAAGGAGGAAGAGAUGGAGAGCAGGUCUGGUGGGAGUGGCAAUAUGGAUGGCAGUUGUGGGGAGGACCAAGAAGGAGACCAUCAGCCCAAAAAGAAGCGUUAUCACAGGCACACAUCUAAGCAAAUCCAAGAGAUGGAAUCCCUCUUUAAGGAGUGCCCACACCCUGAUGAGAAGCAACGUCUGAGGCUCAGCCAAGAACUUGGUCUGAAACCUCGUCAAGUAAAAUUUUGGUUUCAGAAUCGCCGUACUCAGAUGAAGGCACAACAAGAUCGUUCCGAUAACGUGAUUCUGAGGGCAGAGAACGAAAGCCUCAAGAGUGAGAACUUCAGACUCCAGGCAGCCAUAAGAAACAUCACCUGCCCUAACUGUGGAAGCCCAGCCAUUCUUGGGGAGAUGUCGUACGAUGAGCAGCACCUUCGUUUGGAAAAUGCACGUCUUAGGGAAGAGCUCGAUCGGGUCUGCAGCAUGGCAUCGAGGUACAACAGUCGGCCAUUGCAGGUCAUGGGGCCGGCGCAGCCGCAACUUCAGCCAUCAUUGGACUUAGACAUUGGUGUUUAUUCAAGAAAUUUCCACGAAUCAAUGCCCUCUUUGUCAACGGACAUGAUGUCAUCGGUUUCGAUCCCAGAAAGCCCGGUCGUGGGCCUGCUCGAAUCAGAGAAGCCAUUGGCACUCGACCUCGCGGUUACUGCCAUAGAGCAGCUGUCAAGGAUGUCUCAGGAUGGGGAGGCUCUGUGGAUAAAGAUGAGUGAAGGAGGAAGGGAGGUACUGAACUUGGAAGAGUACUCGAGGGCCUUCCCUUGGCCUGUUACUCACAGGCAGCAAGUUGGGGACGUGAGGGUUGAAGCCUCAAGGGAGAUUGCGCUUGUUAUCAUGAAUGCUGCCAAUCUUGUGGGAGUUUUUCUAGAUGCAAACAAGUGGAUGGAGAUGUUUCCUUCCAUGCUGGGGCGUGCGAGGACUGUUCAAGUCAUUACACCAUCUGUAGGGAACCAUGCCAGCAGCGGCUCUCUUCAACUGAUGCAUGCAGAGUUUCAAUUCCCUUCUCCGCUGGUGCCAACCAGGGAAUGCUACUUCCUCCGCUUCUGCCAGCAGAGCCCGGACGGAAUAUGGCUGGUCGUGGACUUCCCGGUCGAUGGCUUCAAUGACAGCGUUCAGAUGUCCUUCGCCCCUGUCUACAGGAGACGACCUUCCGGCCUCCUCAUCCAAGACGUCCCCAACGGCUACUCCAAGGUGACAUGGGUGGAGCACGUAGAGGUUGAAGACAGGGCAGUGCACCAGACCUUCAGUCAGCUGGUUCUCAGUGGAAGUGCAUUUGGAGCACACCGAUGGAUUGCCAAUUUGCAGCGCCAGUGUGAUCGAGUCGCCAGCCUCAUGUCAUCCAACACAAUGGAGCGUGACAUAGGAGUGGCAAACUCAGUGGAGGCAAGAAGGAGCAUCAUGCAUUUAGCGGGAAGGAUGGUGAGACUGUUCAGCAUUAGCAUAAGCUCGGCAGGCGGCCAGGCAUGGACAGCCCUUGGCAGCGCUGUGGACGACAGUGUUCGGAUCACAACCCGGAAGAGCACCGGGCCGGGACAACCUCAUGGUGUCAUCCUCUGUGGUGUCUCUUCCACUUGGCUCCCUUUCUCCCACCUCCAAGUGUUCGAACUCCUCCGGUGCGAGAAAAGGCGGUCGCAGCUGGAUGUGUUCUCAGGUGGCAAUACAUUCCAAGAGGUGGCUCAUAUUGCUAAUGGUUCACAUCCCGGCAACUGCGUCGCUCUUCUUCGUGUAAACGCUGCGACCAAUUCAGGGAGCCCGAGUGCUGAGCUCAUGGUGCAGGAGAGCUUCACUGAUGCAUCUGGGAGCAUGGUUGUCUAUGCACCUAUUGAUGUCGCUGGUGUCAACAUAGCAAUGAGCGCUGAAGACACAUCCUGCAUUCCUCUGCUCCCAUCCGGAUUUGUCAUAGUCCCCGGCGGCGAUGACAACUCCGGCAGCUGCAACAUCAACACGGACAAUCUGGGUGCCAGCAGUCCUGCCAUCAAUGGCGGCUGCAUCUUGACCGUGGCAUUCCAAGUGUUAGCAAGUGCAGUUCCAGCAUCCAAGAUCAGCAUGUCUACAGUCACUACCAUCAACAACCACAUCUGCAAUGCCGUUCGCCAAAUCCAUGCUGCAUUGGCUACAUGCUCCUCAGAGCCAGCUCCUUCUAGUCACUAAUUAACUACUAGGCCUAAGGCUUUUACCAGUAAAAGAACAUGGACCAACUAAAAUUUUAAGGUACCUUGAUCCAUGUAGCAUAUUAGAGAACCUGUUGCUUACUACAUUAGGAUUUAAUUAAAUGCAAUUUGAUAUGGUAUGGUGACCUUGUACCCAUUUGGGACAUUGAAGACCUCUGGCCUUAGGUUGCAUCCAGGAAGGAUUGAAAUGACUAAGGUACCCUUUGCUGCGGCAAAGGGUAGUUUUGUCAUUUUGAGAAGCAGGGUUUAGUCCUAAUAGUGAUUAGAAGAAGUAAAACUAGUCUAUCAUAGGGAUGGCCAUAGUGGAUAUGAUGAGAAUAAGAGAAGGGACUGAGAACUAAUGAAGUAAGAUUUAGAGCAGGUAAUAGUUAGAUAUUUCCUGUGGGGUAGGAUGAGGAAGUCAAGAGCGCACCAGAUGUUCGACCCUUGCUGUAUGGUUUGGCUGCAGCAGAAGAAGCAAGUGCACAGGGAGAGAUAAAAAGAGUGGGGCUGGCCUCACCAUGCAGCAAGGGUGAUGGUUCGGGAAUUGACUUCCUGCUUUUCUUGUUUUUCUUUUCUGAAUUGCUGUAAUGCUGUUGUUGUUCUUGUUGUUGGUUCUGUUGCUGCAAUGAUAUUUGAAGAACUCAAUGAGUUGUUGUUUAAACA